AAGAUACAAAGGUGCUGAUCAGUGUCACCUGUGUCACAAUGUUCCAUCAAUAUUUCAGAGGUUUGCUGAUGUCAGCGAAGCGUAUAAAGAGGGGGGCAUCUUAGUACCGGAGACUUCCAUACGUCCAGGGCGUUUUGACUGACUUCCCCCCACCCUAAAGAUAAAGACGCCUCCUGUUUGUGUUUCAGCACCAUGAUCAGCGCUCGUGCUCUCCUCCUCGCGGCCACCUGCUGCUGCACCUUUCUGUGGUUAGCUCGCGCAGAGGACUCCUCUCUGGAGACGCGAUCGUUGGAUUUCUCCCUGAAGACUCAGCAGGAGAGAGACCUGAUUGACGCCUUGCAAGAAGUUUUGGAGAAGCUGAGGAGCAAAGAGAUGCCUUUAGAGAAAAAGCUUGGCUGGCUGCCUUCGUGUGACGCUGGGGAGCCGUGUGCCGUGCGUAAAGGCGCGCGUAUUGGAACGCUGUGCAGCUGUCCUCGGGGUACUGCCUGUAAUUUCUAUGUUCUCAAAUGUUUGUGAAAGAAGAAAAACAAGGCAAAGGGUGCAAGAAAACACAGGAGAGGAGUGAUGGGAUUGAAGGGACCAGUCUGUUGUUAGUCCGGGAACGAUACGGAUAAAAUGUGAUUUUCUUUUAUAAACCUGGACUGGAUGUCAAAUGUCACAAUGUUAGUUUUUAAUUGUGUACAUUGUUUUUGCAUGUGUACAUCCGUCUCAACCUUGACUUUUAAUGUGUGUAACAGAUCUUAGGUAAAGUUAUUUUGUGAAGAGUUAUGGCAUCUUGUUUGUAUAUUUGAAUGUAAUUUUUGUCAGGACCUCGUUUUCUUUUUUUCAUUUUAUCUGCUGCACUUGUUCCUGUUCUGUGGAAAAUUGUGGACAAUUGGUUUCUAAACACAUUUGUAUGAUGAGGGGGUCAAUAAAUUUACUCAACUUUA
Messenger RNA from Labrus mixtus (cuckoo wrasse), 929 nucleotides. RefSeq names its product cocaine- and amphetamine-regulated transcript protein-like. The transcript is spliced from 3 exons. Gene Ontology annotation, biological process: adult feeding behavior; G protein-coupled receptor signaling pathway; positive regulation of MAPK cascade. The record is from RefSeq and is a predicted model, not a curated record. Gene Ontology annotation, molecular function: neuropeptide hormone activity. Bases 193 to 516 code for a protein of 107 amino acids. NCBI's taxonomy places the organism in Eukaryota, Metazoa, Chordata, Actinopteri, Labriformes, Labridae.